Molecule: messenger RNA, 6225 nt
Organism: Epinephelus moara (kelp grouper)
Lineage: Eukaryota; Metazoa; Chordata; Actinopteri; Perciformes; Serranidae
Product: aquaporin AQPAe.a
Exons: 6
Coding region: 123-953 (276 amino acids)
Biological process (GO): transmembrane transport
Cellular component (GO): plasma membrane
Molecular function (GO): water channel activity
Source: RefSeq, a predicted model, not a curated record
CUCUACAAGGUAAUGAGGGAUGAAGCAGAGACCCUGAAGCCCUCAGACCCCGACAGCUACACACAGACGGACAGACGGGCAGAGAAACAGACGACAUACAGAGGAAUAACACAGAGUUUGAAAUGACGUGGCGUGAGCUACGCAGUCGGCAGUUCUGGCUCGCCAUAGUUGCAGAGUUGCUCGGCACCCUGAUUUUAGUGAGCGCUGUGCUGGGUGCCUCUGUGCCAGGCCCUGGAGAGGGCCCCAUGGGACCCCUGUACCCUGCAGUGGCAGUGGGGGUGGUGGUUGUUGCACUGGGACACUGUUUUGGAGAAAUAAGCGGGGCACAGGUGAACCCUGCAGUGACUCUGGCUCUGUUGACCACUCGGAGGCUGGAUGUCCUCAGGGCCGCUCUUUAUGUGGCUGCACAGUGUUUGGGGGCCUCUUUAGGAGCCGGGGCCCUCUACCUGGCCCUGCCGGUCAAAAGCACUGCAGACCACUUCGUCAACAAGGUUCCCAUGGAGCUGAAUGCAGCUCAGGCUUUGGGCAUCGAGGUGUUGUGCACCUUCCAGCUGGUCUUCACUGUGUUCUCAGUGGAGGAUCAGCGGCGGAGGGAAAGCCCAGAACCAGGAAACCUGGCUAUUGGAUUAGCACACACUGCUGGAGUGCUGAUAGGGGCGCGGUUUUCCAGUGCUAGCAUGAACCCUGCACGUACUCUGGGUCCGGCCAUCAUCACUGGCUUCUGGGAGCACCACUGGGUUUACUGGCUCGGCCCAGCGAUAGGUGCUAUACUGGCUGGAGUGUCCCACGAGUUCUUCUUCGCUCGCAGCGCCUCUCGUCAGAAGCUGGUGGCGUGUCUGACCUGUAGGGACAUUGGGAUUGUGGAGACGGCCAGCAUGACGGGAUCAUCUCUGUCCACGGUCACACAGAACGCCAUGAGAGCCAAGCAGGCCAACAAACAAGAAAACAACUGAGGACACGUGCAUGAAAAAAACACAUAGAAACUCAUUCUGCAGCAUCACAGUGAUUCUUAUGGACGCGCAUAGUGUGCAGCUCAUCAGUCGUGUAGAGCAGGCUCGACAGAGACAGGCUUAUACAGUAGCUGCCAAAGGUCUUAUGUGAAAAUGGAAUUAGGGGCUCAUACAUUAUUCAGUGUUAUUGUUUCAAUUUUUAAAGCACUUUAAUAUGAAAUCUCACCAGUGAUAAAGAAAAACUAAAAAUCCUUUACAUAACUGAAAGUAGAAACACCUCAAGAGAAAACUUAACAGGUGGGAGAGCAGUUGAACAGUUGUCUCUUAAUGGUAAGACUGAAGGUUCAAUCCCCAGUUCUACCUGUUGAAGUGUCUUAGAGCAAAACACUGAACCCCAAAUGCAUCCCAAUGUGAUUAAUCUAAUGUGUAUGUCAUAAAUUAAUGUAUUGUUUCUAUAGGUCAGAAAGUUGUGAGAAAGGGCCGUUAUAAUUUCCAAGAGCCACAGAUGAAGUAUUUAAAUGUCUUUUUUUGGAUGACCAACACUUUAAAGUCCCAAAAAUAUUCAGUUUAUGAUAUAAAACACAUUUAAAGGCUGUUUGGCCAUUUAUCAAUAAUUAAUAAUUAAAAGAGUCGCAGUUAAUAACCUACAGAAUGAUAUUAUUGAUGCAGUAACAUCCAUAAUGAAAAUCCUCAUAACUGGAGACACCAGAUUUUACACCUGAUGAAAAACCUGAUAUGUUCAGUGCUGAGAGAUUGCAUCCUCUGCUUUAGAUAUUGUCCAAAUGUCCUUCUGUCACUGAGCUAUGACAAGGUCUAUAUUGAGUUAAUACAAGACUUUACAACAAAACAGCUACGAGUCAGAUGUAGGAUCAAAGUGAGCAGCAACUACAGCUGAAAGAUAAAUGUGGUUGAGUGAAAAAAAGUACAUUAUUUCCCCAUGAAACAUAGUGGAGAAGAUGCAGAAGGUCACACAAAAUGGAAAUACUUCACCAAAUUAAACAUACCUGAAAACUUGUUUAAAAUUGAUCUGUUACUUAUGAGAGUAAACACAAAUAAUUCAAAAUGUUGGUCACUGUGGCCACAACUGGUCUUUAAGUGAUGUUGAUAUCUGCUAAAAUGAAUAACAGUGGCACAAGUAGAGAAGAGUUAUAAAGUUUGCCAGCAUGAGCUAACAAAAGAUACUGGUUAUAUCAGACUAAGUACCCUAAAUCCCUCAGUGUAUUUAGUUGAGUAUGUGUUACUGAUCAUGAUUUUUUUUGUUUGUUUGUUUGUAAGAAAAUAAUGUGUUAUUUCUUAUUUCAAAGUUAUGUUUCAAAGGAACUCUAUACGACAUUCAGACCAUUAAUAUAGCAGUGAACAACUAUUUGCUUGGCCUUUGUAAAGAUUAGGUGGAGUAAUGACGUCCGGGGCAGGGUAUGAAGUCACGUGUCCUCUGUAUGUGUUGUAAUCAGCUUCUCUGAUAGACAGUCCGGCCACAGGGAGACAUAUAUAGCUGCAGACACAAUUCCUUUGUGGCGUACACGACACGCCCUUUCAAACCGCACCCACAAUAGUACAAGACACACCCACCAACGCGAUGGCUAUCUGAACCCUGCUACAAUGUAGUGAAUAAAUGGUAAAUGGACUUGUAUAGCACCUUUCUAGAUCCGUCCACUCAAAGCGCUUUUUACACUACGAGUCACAUUCACCCCUUCACACACACAUUCACACACUGGUGGCCGAGGCUACCAUACAAGGUGCCACCUGCUACUCAGUUUUUAACUCACUCACACACUGGUGGAACAGUCAUCGAGAGCAAUUUGGGGUUCAGUAUCUUGCUCAAGGAUGCUUCGACAUGUAGGCUGGAGGAGCCUGGGAUCAAACCGCCGAUCUUCCGAUUGAUGGAAGACCCGCUCUUCCUCUGAGCCACAGCCGCCCAAAUGACACCAAAUGUUACAAUAAUCCACUAUAUAAUUCACAAUACAUGAAGAAGUGAUUCACUUCAUAUGUAAUGAGAUGUGGCCUUUCCAUUACCCUUAUCCUGACCUUAAACGCCUCUAUUUUAACAUUAUACUGCGUAGCUAACGUGAGCUAAUUGCUAAUGAGCAUUAACAUAAAUAACAAGAUGUAGACGUCCUGUUCGUAUCCUAACCUCAACCACCUCUCUUUUAACGUAAAAUUUCAUGGCUAGCUAAUUGCCAACUAAAGAACUCCGUCAGGAUCUCCGCAUCUGGGCCAAGGAGCGAAGGGGGCUGAUCAUGGACUGAGUGUAGGUUAAAGCGGGCAAGUCUUGUAGUAUAGCUUGAGGGUGGGUCAUGUAGCCGCUCCAGCUGCAGUUACACCUUCUUGACCAUGUGUGCACAUGCGGGUAUCCCACUGGCUAAUGCCACCGCUCUACACCGCACUCAAACAACAGUUACAGCUGACAUUGGGACGGCGUCAUUACAGAAGCAUAGCGCCCAGCCUCUGGUUCCACCACAGCUAAUAUCAUUAGCCAGUCAGCACUGUUGCUGUUGUUAGCACUGUUUGUGCUAUUAGCAUUGUUAGCUGCUAGCUGCCAGCUAAGCCACGACCAUGUUGAGAACCAUGUGCAGACAACUGCUGAAGAUACGCACUGAAUAUCACAGAGCUCCUUUAACUAAUUUGGCUUGAUUAAGAGUAGCUGGCUUCCAAUAAGCUGAAGCAUUUUGUGUUUAAAGGUGUAUUUCUUUUUUCUUUUCAAGAGACUUCAGUAAAUGUAAAAAAAAUCAUGUUGCUCACGUGACAUUAAAUUAACUAACAAAGCGAAGGUUACUUUCAAACCAUCACCGUGUCCGCCUGGCACAUUUCAGUUCAGUUAUCCUUUCAGUGUCCCUCCACUAAAACAUCACCAACACAUUGAAACAAGUCUUUCCCUGUUGCUUUUUGUUGCAUGUGUGGAGAGAAUGCUGCAUUUUAAAGGAGCUUAAUGUGACCUUUGAGGUCUUAGUCGGCUGUCAUUAGUGUGUGUAUAGGUGUAGCCAAUAGUGUGAGAUUCUGUAUUGUCACUUUCAAAUUUGCACAUCAUUAAACUGUACAAUGGAGACUCAUUGAAACCCUGCUGAAAAACAGCCUCAUGUGUGUUAUUUUCAUUUUCAUCUUGUGUCUGUGAAUGCUUUGAAAUGCUAAAGAGGUCCUCGCCCUGCAUCAUGGGUUCAGUGAUGUUCUCAAUCAGUCCAGCGCGUCUCUCAUGUCUGUGGCUGUCAGCGGCCGCCUCUUUUCUUAGGAGUCCUAUUCACAAUCAAAUGGACCUUCAUACCUGUAAUGGCUCUAAAGAAAGAACACAGUUUGUAAUAUGACAGCUUUGUAACAUAACGUGGAUACAAUGAAUGUGUGUAAAUGUGUGCCUGUACUUGUGCUUUUGUCUUGUCUUAAGGGGUAAUUUUGCUAUUUUUCUUUUGAAAUUUUGUUUUUGAAACUGGUCCAGCAUUAUGCCAGAGCACUGCAGCCAGCAACCAUGAAACAGGCUGCAAUGUAACUACUCAGGUCAUCGUUUACAUCCACUAAAAGUCCUUCUUUUGCUACUGACCGGCUCAGAUUAUUAUUUUAAGUGUCUGACAACAUUAUGGGAAGGAUCCCUACAGAGAUAGACCUUUAUGUUUUAAGAGUAAGAUCCGUUUUGUUUAACCCGGAACAGCCCUGAAAUCACCAUCAACUAACCCACCAGACUCCAUUUAAAUAAACAGUAAUUUAGUGUGUAUUGAUUCAGCAUGUUUUCACAUCUGACUCAGUGAGUUAAGGGUUUUAUUCAGCCAUCUCCACGGUGAUUGUUAGAACAGUGUAAAGACAAAGCAAGAGGGCUUUAGUGAGUUCUAUUUUGUUUCUGGUGACUUAGAAUGAAGUGUGUUUUACAGUGAUAAAAUUAGUGUUUAUUUAAAUGGAGUCUGGUGGGUUUGGUGAUGGCAAUUUCAGGGCUAUUUCUGGUAAACAAAAAGGAUCCUCUUUAAGGAUCUUUUUCAUAAUGUUGUCAGACAAUUCUAACACAAAAAAUGCCACGGUUGGGCAGACACAUUCCACAACGCCACCCAGUAUACACCAGUGUGCAGAACAAACAGAAAUAGACAUGACUCUGAGGCAAUUACAGUAAUACCCUAUAUGACACAACAGCUCUUCCCUCCCACCCGCCACCCAUCCUCAUAUCCCCAAGUUUUCCUUCCUUUAAAUAUCUAUCUAUCUAUUUAUCUCUAAGCCACAAUGUCUAGAGUAACAACAUCCAUGGAGUUGAGUUUUACUUUUUUUUUAUAUCAAGGGCUAAAUCAAAAUGCAUUCAGAGCUGAUUUUGUUUGGGACAUUACGUCUCGAAGCCACUGGCCAGAUAUCAGCGGGGCAGCCUCCUUUCAUUUGAGCAAGAUGGCCUGUGCAAGAGCAGAGCAAAAGUCACCAUAAGGUGCUCUGCAGAUGUCAGGUUAGGGUUGUCUCCAUCAGCAAAGCCAAACAGGGCAACAACAGGGUCUAGGUCUAAUUUUUUUUAGAAAGGGUAUGGAAGAUAUCUUUAAAAAAUGUUUGUGAGUGAGGGCAAAGCCAGUAUAUAUAUAUGUAUCAGGGUGGCAUCAUUGUUUUUGCAUUUGUCACAGGUGGGGGUUGUAUCAGGGUGGCAUCAUUCAGGGUAGAUGCUAGACAGCUUAAACUUGGACAUGUGGGUCUGUUUGACCACCUUAAACUGCACUAAGCAUAUAGAGACCCAUUAGUCCUCAGAUAUAAGUCCCAGAUUAUGUUUCCAGGCUACCAUAAUCCUGUCUAGAGGUGAGCGCGUCAGCAUUGAGAUGUUACUAACAGUCCGAGUCUAUCAGUGGCAAAAACAAGCACCUUUAGUGGAGGUAAAUUGACAAAAAUGUGGCCUGUUUUGCUGCGACCCUCUCACUUGGCACUGGACCAGUUUAAAAAUAUUUAUUCCCAACAGACACUUAGACACAAAAAUGUCAGAAAAUAGGGUCAAGGUCGAAAAAAUAGCAGAGUUACCCUUUAAAAUAUGUUUUGUACACGUGUAUAGACACGCAGGUAAAUUUGGUUUGUGAUAUUUGUCUCUUUUGUAAUUUUAAUGAAUCAUUCCUUUAAAAUGAAUAUAAUACAAAGUAUAUUUAUUAUGUACUCAUAUUCAUAAUUGAGAUAUAUGUACUGUACACUAUAUGAUCUGGAUUUGACAGCAAAAUAAAAUGAAAUAAAACCAUGUUAACACUCAGUAUCAAUGUAGCAGUGUUAUUUGAACACACACUCACACACACACAUAUACAUAAACUAUUUACACACACACAAUGUGCACAAUAGCUAUAACUGCCAC